This is a messenger RNA of Anopheles coustani, 1152 nucleotides long. RefSeq lists its product as uncharacterized. The record is from RefSeq and is a predicted model, not a curated record. The transcript has 3 exons. The coding region runs from base 1 to 1152 and encodes 383 amino acids. Lineage: Eukaryota; Metazoa; Arthropoda; Insecta; Diptera; Culicidae.
AUGAUCAACCGAAGAAAAGUGCUCGGCGUAACGCUGGUAACGCUGUUCCUGCUGCUAGUGAUCGGUUUCGAGCCAUGUUCAGGGCACGGGCGUCUCAUUGAACCCCCGAGCCGUGCGUCGGCCUGGCGGUACGGGUUCAGCACGCCCCCGAACUAUAACGACCACGAGCUUUACUGCGGCGGGUUCAACCGGCAAUGGCAGAAGAACGAAGGCAAGUGUGGCGAGUGUGGUGACCCUUUCGACAUUCCGCUCCCGAGACCGCACGAGUUCGGGGGCAAGUGGGGCCAGGGUGUGAUUGUACGGAAUUACAAGCCGGGUGCAACGAUAACGCUGCGCGUCGAGCUCACCGCAAGCCAUAUGGGAUACUUCGAGUUCCGUAUCUGCGACAACGUGCAAGCAAAACAGGACUGCCUGGACAAACACCUGAUGCGGAUCGUCAGCGGAACGCCAAGCAUUCCACACGCGAACGAUUUGAAGACCCGAUUUUAUCCGCGUAACGGCAGUCGCAUCUACGACAUGAAGGCAGAACUUCCAGCAGAUUUGAACUGCAACAACUGCGUGGUGCAGUGGAAGUACAUCGCCGGUAACAACUGGGGCAUCUGUCCGGACGGUAAUGGAGCCGUCGGAUGUGGGCCGCAGGAGGAGUUCCGUGCCUGCGCCGACGUGUCGGUCGGAGCGAAGGAGGGCCAGGACAACCGGCCAUCGCUACGGCCAGGACAGAAGCCGUCACCGACGCGAAGACCGGAUGCCAGCACGGAAUCGUCCGCUGGCGGCGAUACGGACGAGCCGGUCGAGGAGCCACCGAAGGGUGUCCAGUACAUGGGCCCGCUGGUGGCGAUUAUGUCGCUUUUUCUGGUCCUAUGUGGAUUUGCUGCACUUUAUAUUUAUCACUAUCAUGGGGGGCGGAUAAAGGCACUGAUGCGCUGGAACCGCGAGAAGGCACAGAAAAGCGGUGCACCCACCGAUCCGCCCAGUACGGUCACGGUAAGCGACGUGGAGGCUAAUGCGCCCGUACCACCGCCGCGCACCAAGCGCAUCUCCAACCAGUUCCGCGACAUCGGCGCCCAGGAAUCGAGCAUACUGUCCGGCAGCACCAAACGACAAUCGCCUCUAGAAAUCGGUGUUAACCGGAAGCCGGGUGGAAGCGACUGA